AUGGAUGUAAUUAAUAAUAGUUGUAAUGAAAUGUCUCAACAAAACUGUACCAUUGUUUAUAAUAAUAACAAUUAUCCACAGUGGGUUGACAAUUGGCAAAUAGUUGAUUUUAUUAACUCGGGAACUUUUGGAAAAAUUUUUCAUGUUAUUAAUUCAUAUACAAAUGUUGUUGGAGCAAUGAAAAUAGAGUAUGUUGGUGUUGAGUUUCCCUUGUUAACAAAUGAAAUAAAUCAUAUAAUUUACAUUCAAAAUAUUUUGAUUAAUGAUUAUAAUUUUAAAAAUUCCUUGAGAUACCUUCCACAUAUUUUUGAUAGAGGAUCCUAUGCUGAUGGUUCAGUAUUUUGUGUCAUGGAACUUCUUGGUCCUGAUUUAUUACAAUUAAAAAAUCAGCAGACAUCAUGUCAAUUUACUCUUUGGACUAGUUAUUGGCUUUUACGUGAAAUGAUAAGAGCAAUAAGAGGAGUUCACUAUUGUGGAUUCGUUCACAGAGAUAUAAAAUUAGCUAACUUUUGUAUUAGAAAAGAAUGUAACGAGAAAAGAUCAUUGGUUCUUAUUGACUUUGGAUUAAUAUCACAAGAUUCAAGUUGUUUCCCAAAUUACUUUGACAAUUUAAAAGGUAAAACAGUUGGUACAUUAUGUUACUCCUCUUGUCAAAGUCAGCUUUCUAAAGCUAAACCAACUUUUGUUGAUGAUUUAUGGUCUAUUUUUUAUGUAUCAUUAGAGAAUUUUACUGGAACUUUACCAUGGAAAACUAGUAAUGAUAAGAAUCUUGUCUACAACAUGAAAAUUAAUCUUAAUUUAAUAAAUUUACAAAAUAGUGGAUGUCAUAUACCUCAUGUCAUGCAUGAAAUAUAUUGUUUGCUUUUAAAUCCUCUUGAACAUAAAAGAUUAUACCUUCAUGAUAAAAUUCUUAGUCUUAUUGAUGAAGAACUUAGAAUAUUGGAAUUUCAUGACACUUUAUUACUUGAUUGGGAAUAG
This is a messenger RNA of Strongyloides ratti, 978 nucleotides long. Its product is annotated as Casein kinase I. The record is from RefSeq and is a predicted model, not a curated record. The transcript is spliced from 3 exons. Gene Ontology annotation, cellular component: cytoplasm; nucleus. Gene Ontology annotation, biological process: endocytosis; signal transduction; peptidyl-serine phosphorylation. Lineage: Eukaryota; Metazoa; Nematoda; Chromadorea; Rhabditida; Strongyloididae. The coding region runs from base 1 to 978 and encodes 325 amino acids. Gene Ontology annotation, molecular function: protein serine/threonine kinase activity; ATP binding.